Molecule: messenger RNA, 1098 nt
Organism: Lepisosteus oculatus (spotted gar)
Lineage: Eukaryota; Metazoa; Chordata; Actinopteri; Semionotiformes; Lepisosteidae
Gene: mrps15
Product: mitochondrial ribosomal protein S15
Biological process (GO): mitochondrial translation
Cellular component (GO): ribosome; mitochondrial small ribosomal subunit
Molecular function (GO): structural constituent of ribosome; RNA binding
Source: RefSeq, a predicted model, not a curated record
GUAACUAUUCAGGUCUGAGGAACAUGGCUUCCGCCGUGUAGGCUGCUGUAAGGGCGACUACAGCACGUUUUUUAUAUCACAGUAUAACGUUUAAAGGACGCUCAUUGGUGUUCGGAUAGUUGUUCCUCAUAAAUAAAACGAUGCUUUUAAGCAGAGCUAUUAAAUCUGCGUCGUGUCUACGAGAAUGGAGUUUUAUCUCAAGUAUAACACAAAACAUCUCGUUACUAACAUCACCACACGGUGCUCGCUUUGCGGUGUCGGCACGACCUCUAUCGCACUGUUUUCAUUCCCGAUGGACUGCAGCUCAACAGGAGUCUCGCAAUAGCAGCAGUGUUGUCCAGGCUGUACGAAACUAUGUUCGUGCUGUCCGAAAAAGGCAAGAGGUCCCUAGUCAGCUGGAUGACCUGCCAGCGACAAUGUUGAAAAUAGACUAUGCUGCUGUUCAGAUGGCUGAAAAGGCUGAUGACACAGUUAAGAAGCUCCUUACAUUAGAACUUGCAAGCCAUAAAGAAAAACUCAGGAUUAAAAAGGAGCAGCUGAUGGCUAAGGUAAAAAGAAAUGAGUCAGACCGAGGAUCCACAGAAGUGCAGGUGGCCGUCUUGACAGCAAAGAUCCGUAAUUACCAGGAACACUUGCAGUAUCACACAAAGGACAAAGCGAACAAGAGACGGAUGCUCAUGGCCAUUGACAGGAGGAAGAAGCUCCUGAAGUACUUGAGGCGCACUCGCUAUGACCUGUUCGAGAAUGUCUGUCAGCAGCUAGGAAUCACCUACACCUUCCCCCCAGAGUACUACAGAAGAGUCACCCGGCGCUGGGCUGCCAAGAAGGCAUUCUGCAUUAAGGUUUUCAAUGAAGUUCAGAAGCAGAAAGCCGCAGAGAAGAAGAGACAGAGGGAGGCAGCGACACUGAAGGAAGAGUCAGCAGACAAACAGAAGGGGGUGGAUGGAUCGCCCGUUUAGUGAAUAGAGACCUGAGGCUGGACUUGGAUACUAUAUUAAUAAACCAUACUUAUCCCACCUACUGACUAAAAGCAAAAAAAAAAAGAUGUUUUUCUGUAAUUUGCUCAUUGAUAUGAAUAAUUAUUUCCAGUAUAAAUUU